GCGCAAAGGUUUUGUGAUACUUGGAAGUAGGGUUGCUCCUGGCAAUUUUCAGUGUCAGCUAAGACUCUGCCGACACAGAUCAAGCUAACCACCACCACUACGUCUCCAGUUCCGCCAAUUGCUUUCACACAGCCGUCACGUCCGUAUCGCGAAUACGAAGCAAUGAAAUCCCCUAUCCCGGACUAUCUCACGAAGGUGCUUGAGAAUGCGCGCGCUAACGACGAUGGCGCACCCGCUGCGUACAUCGAAACGCUGGCCAAUGCAGACACGUCUAAGAUGGCGGUAGCGCUAGCCACGGUUGAUGGAAAAGUGUACUCGGCCGGGGACGACCAAGUUGAAUUUUCUAUCCAAUCCAUUUCCAAAGCCUUCGUAUAUGCCCUUGCAAUUGAAGAUGCUGGUCUAUCCCGUGUGCUCGAGAAGAUUGGCGUUGAGCCCUCCGGGGACAAGUUCAACCACCUUUCGCUGGAGAAAAAGACAAACCGGCCCAUGAACCCCAUGAUCAAUGCUGGAGCCAUCACCGCGCACUCGCUCGUCGUGGGUCCCGAUGCUACACUCGAGGAGCGGACAGACCGCAUCCUCAACGCAUUGUCCAAGCUAGCUGGACGACAACUCCACGUGGACGAGGAAGUCUACGAAGCCGAACUACGGGAUGCGGACCGCAACAUGGCAAUCGGCUACAUGCUAAAGGCUGCGGGAAUCAUAUCUUGCGAUCCGCGAGUCGUUGUCAAGGGCUACAUCCGCCAGUGCGCAAUCAAUGUAACUGUGAACGACCUGGCUAUCAUGGCUGCUACGCUCUGCAACGCAGGCGUGCAUCCCGUCACGUGCGAGCGAAUCAUGCCCCAAUUGAGCGUCCGCCAGGUUCUGUCCGUCAUGACGACGUGCGGCAUGUACGACGCCGCCGGCGACUGGGUCUCGCGGGUUGGGUUUCCAGCGAAAUCCGGGGUCGCUGGGGGCAUAAUCGGUGCGCUGCCGGGGCAAGUCGGGAUUGCAGCCUUUUCUCCCAAGCUCGACGAGCGCGGCAAUUCUGUGCGCGGCGUCAUCAUGUGCGAACAGCUUUCCAACGACAUGGGCCUGCACAUGAUGGACGUGAGCCAACUGGCGCGCGCGACAGUGCAGACGCACGUGGCCAGAAUCGUCGCGGGCAAGCAUGAACCGCACCACCCGCACUGCAACAAGGACGUCGUGGUCUUCAAGAUGCGUGGUGCCGUCCGAUUUGCAGGCUCAGAACGUCUGACGCGCGCCAUCGCGCGAGAAUUGGGAGACCCAGACCCCAGGGAUCCUGGCUCCGGAGCACAUUCAGACGCCUGUGCUGUGGUGUUCUCGUUUCGCGAUGCCUACUCGCUCAGCUCCAUUGCGCGUCGCAUUGUCCAUGAGGACGUCAAUCGGCUGCUCUCGGAUGGGAAGUCGGUGGUUGUGAUUGAUCCCUCGCGUGUGCUGGAAUGGGAUCUGAAGACGAACCCAAAGUAUCCUGUUGUCGUGGAAAAUGAGACACAAGCCUUGGAUCACAUCGGAGGCGCGGGAUGCAAGGCGGUGUCUCAGGACGAUUCCUGGUGAGGACUUGGUUGUAUUAUGGAUUUCUGUAUACCCGGCCUCUCUAAGCAUCUAUAUCGCGACUCGAACGCGCCCCGCCGCCGUUCAUCCCAUCCCACCACCCUCACUUCGCCAAAAAUGGCAAAAGCUAAAAGCCACUUCGAAGCCCGGCUCAAAGAAACCAAUUUCUCGAUUUUUUGUUUGAUUUGGUGACUAUUUCCUGAACAUUUGGGUACAUGUAGGUGAGGUUGGUCAGCUGGGGAUGGUCAUGGUGAGGUGAGGUGAGGUUGGGACAGUAGUGAAGGCAGGCGCCAUAUCUGAGGCAAGAGCGCCUUCCGAGUCAACCCAUUGGCUGACAGGAGCCAGCUUGUUCAUAUGGUAAAUGAUAUUGUUCUGGUGACAAGAAC
Messenger RNA from Paraphaeosphaeria sporulosa, 1937 nucleotides. Its product is annotated as glutaminase. Gene Ontology annotation, biological process: L-glutamine catabolic process. The record is from RefSeq and is a predicted model, not a curated record. The transcript has 2 exons. The coding region runs from base 163 to 1554 and encodes 463 amino acids. NCBI's taxonomy places the organism in Eukaryota, Fungi, Ascomycota, Dothideomycetes, Pleosporales, Didymosphaeriaceae. Gene Ontology annotation, molecular function: glutaminase activity.